GCUGAGACGCGCCCUCCAGUUCUCCCGGCUCGGCUGGUGUUUGCACGGCCUGAGGCUCGCCGCGUUCCGAAAUGGCCGAGCAGCCGGACCAGACUGUCAAGUACUACACCCUGGAAGAGAUCCAGAAGCACAACCACAGCAGGAGCACCUGGUUGAUUCUGCACCACAAGGUGUACGAUUUGACCAAGUUCUUGGAGGAGCAUCCUGGUGGGGAAGAAGUGUUAAGGGAACAAGCUGGAGGGGAUGCUACUGAAAGUUUUGAGGAUGUGGGACACUCUACAGAUGCUAGAGAAUUGUCCACAACGUACAUCAUUGGGGAACUUCAUCCAGAUGAUAGAGCAAAGUUGACCAAGCCUUCGGAAACUCUCAUUACUACUGUUGAUUCUAAUUCCAGCUGGUGGACCAACUGGGUGAUCCCAGCCAUCUCAGCAGUGCUGGUGGCUCUGAUGUAUCACUUCUAUACAGCAGAAGAUUAAACACAUGCUCAGAAGUGGAGGAAAGAAAAGACUGCUUUGGACCAGGGAGAAAGAAGCCAGUGUUAACUGCUUCAACUGACAGAUGCCUUCACCUGAGAAAUAAUUUUAAUACACCUGUUUCCCUUUUCUCCUACUUUGAACCAAACCAAAAAGAACUCUUCUGUUCUUUCUACUCCUGAACUCUUUGAAUUGUGCCUUUUGUUCAUCAACUUUUUUUGAUGUUCCAUCACUACAUAAUUUACUUAUUGUAGGCAUGAUCUUUUAAAAAAAUAUAUCUGGCUUUUAAAAUAUGCCACUACGAUUUCCUGUCUAUUUGGUGUAUAACUGCCUUUAACAUUUAGAAUCUGAUUAUUUAGCAGAGUCAUGUAAUGUGCUAAUUAUCCAGACUCAAGUAGUCUGUCUGACGUGAGGUGGGCAGUGUCCCCCCAUCCCUCCUUGCGCUGCGCUCUCUCCUGAACAACCCAGCACUGCCUGCUCCGGCGUGGUUUCCAUUCCCGGGGAAUUAAGAAAAGCUCAGAAAUGAAAGAUUGCUAAUUGUUCUACUUGAAAUAGAUGAUAAAAAGAGAAGGUGGCCUAUAGGACCUAUGAAAAAGACUCUUACCUCUUCCUUGAUUAGAAAAUGCAGUCAACAUAAAAGGAAACCCGUGAACCAUGAGAGGACAUUUAUGUCCCCUCUCACAGACUAAAAAUUUACUGAAGAGAUUCUGUCAUAUGGGUUCUAAAGUUUAAAAAAAUUCCUCAUUCAGAGGCAAAAACUGUUUUAUAUACUCAUUAAGGAAAUGUUGAUUCUGUACUUCACAAAAACAAAAUUUGAAAGAGAUUAUGGGACAAUUGGAGUCUGAUUUUUGAAGAAAUGUAGCUGGUGGUGAUGAGGCCUGAGGAAAUCUGUUAUGGCUCUGUUCAUUUUCUCAGUGGAGUUCCAGUAGACUAAUUCUUUCAUCUUUAUUUUCUGCCCCAUGCUUUUUUUCUUAAAGGAUGAGUUAGAUUCUAAGUACUUUGUAGUUACGUAUGACUGUGCAAGUUUCCACUGGCAGGCUAACCAACUGAUAAGCAAUGGAGUUCUUCAGAAAUAACUAAAGCACCUUGGAAAGGAAUUUUUUUAAUUACAGAGCAUUGUUUAAAAAGAGGCAACAGGCCCCAAAUUGAGUCACUUGUGCUAUACCCAUGUCACCACACCAAGACUUGAUACCUAAACUGAUGGCAAUUUCAGCCUCUCCCAGGAGUGGAAUCUUAAGCCAGUCAGUCAGGAAUUACCUGGUCAGCACUAGCGAGAUAAUUCCUGGUGGACAUCCUCCCUCAGCCGCUGACCCCUCAGAGGAAGAUGACUUUGCCUGAAACAGUCAGCUCUGCUCGUCUCUUUCUGCCCAUAAACGUCUUCCGUUUGGUACAGCUCUUUGGAGCUUCUUUCUAUUUGCCAGACAGGAUAUUGCCCGAUUGAUGAAUUGUUGAAUAAAAAUAAGAUCUUUA
Molecule: messenger RNA, 1943 nt
Organism: Callorhinus ursinus (northern fur seal)
Lineage: Eukaryota; Metazoa; Chordata; Mammalia; Carnivora; Otariidae
Gene: CYB5A
Product: cytochrome b5 type A
Cellular component (GO): intracellular membrane-bounded organelle; endoplasmic reticulum membrane
Molecular function (GO): heme binding
Source: RefSeq, a predicted model, not a curated record